CACUGUAGAAUUGAUCCACCACUUAGAUCAGGGUUACUUUAUUAUUGUUACAAGGAUUUCUUCAGUAUUGUUUUAAUGGCAGUUGUCGAUGCUUAUCUACGCUUUAUAUACGUUGAUAUUAGGAUAAAUGGACGAAUAAGUGAUUCGGGUGUAUGGAAUAAAUGUACUCUCAAGGUUCGUUUAGAAAGCAACAACCUUCAUAUUCCGGGUCCAUCUCCACUUUCUGGCACAAGAGAAAUGUUUCCUUAUGUGUUAAUAGGUGAUGAAGGUUUUCCUUUAACAGAGAAACUCCUUAUACUGUAUUCUGGUUCUCAAUGCUCUGAUAGAAAAAAAUCAUACUGUAUUAUACAUUUGCCAAGAACUAGACGUUGCUCAGAAAAUGCCUUUGAUAAUCUUGGAGCUAGAUUCCAGAUAUAUCAAAGUGCAAUGAGAUAUGAUUCAGAUGAUGCUGAAAAGAUAAUAAUGGCAACUUGCUGUCUCCAUAAUAUGUUACGGAGUAAAGUUGUUGGCAGGGCCAUGUAUACACCUCCAUCAUUUAUUGAUGAAGAAGAUAUGUCAAGUAAAAUCAGACCGGGUGAUUUCCGGGAAGAGUCAGCAAAUGGUUUAAUAAACCUGGAUAAUCAAGGAGGGAACAGGCACGCAAAUUCUAUUUUUCUAAGAAAUAAAUGGCGCGACUAUUUUAAUGUUGGAGGUGCAGUACCGUGGCAAGAGCGUAUGGUGCGAUAAAAAAAUUGUAACAUUAUUUAUACGUUCUUUAAAAAUAUAUCUUUUAUAGCUUACUAUCAGAAAUAAUACACAGUAUAAAAUACAAG
This is a messenger RNA of Acromyrmex echinatior (Panamanian leafcutter ant), 812 nucleotides long. RefSeq lists its product as uncharacterized. NCBI's taxonomy places the organism in Eukaryota, Metazoa, Arthropoda, Insecta, Hymenoptera, Formicidae. The record is from RefSeq and is a predicted model, not a curated record.